AUGGCGGCGGCGGGUCCCUCGCAGCCUCAGGCCGGGGCCGCCGCCGCUGCAACCGCUGCCCCUACGGCGGCAGCGGAGGAGUCGUCGGACAGCGAGCCCGAGCAAGAGCCCGGAUCCCCGCAGAAACUUAUUCGCAAGGUCUCCACGUCUGGCCAGAUCCGGCAGAAGACAGUCAUAAAAGAGGGCAUGCUGAUGAAACAGACCAGCUCGUUUCAGCGCUGGAAGAGACGAUACUUCAAGUUACGAGGACGAACUCUGUACUAUGCAAAAACAGCAAAGUCAAUAAUUUUUGAUGAGGUGGAUCUGACAGAUGCCAGCGUGGCAGAAUCCAGCACUAAAAAUGUCAACAACAGCUUCACGGUUAUUACUCCAUGUCGGAAGCUUAUCCUAUGUGCUGACAACAGAAAAGAAAUGGAAGACUGGAUUGCAGCACUGAAGACUGUGCAGAAUCGGGAACAUUUUGAAUCUACCCAGUACAGUAUGGACCAUUUCUCAGGGAUGCAUAACUGGUACGCCUGUUCCCAUGCUCGGCCAACAUACUGCAACGUGUGUCGGGAGGCAUUAUCUGGGGUUACAUCUCAUGGACUGUCCUGUGAAGUGUGCAAAUUUAAAGCCCACAAGCGAUGUGCUGUACGGGCAACCAAUAACUGCAAGUGGACAACGCUGGCAUCUAUUGGAAAAGAUAUCAUUGAGGAUGAAGAUGGGAUUUCAAUGCCACACCAGUGGCUUGAAGGAAACCUCCCUGUGAGUGCCAAAUGCACAGUGUGUGAUAAAACUUGUGGCAGUGUCCUGCGCUUGCAAGACUGGCGCUGCCUCUGGUGCAAAGCCAUGGUACACACCUCAUGUAGAGACUUGUUACCAACCAAGUGCCCACUUGGCCUUUGUAAGGUAUCCGUCAUCCCCCCUACGGCUCUCAACAGCAUUGAUUCAGAUGGUUUCUGGAAAGCCACUUGUCCCCCGUCUUGCACAAGCCCUUUGCUGGUCUUCGUCAACUCAAAAAGUGGAGACAACCAGGGUGUAAAAUUCCUACGAAGAUUCAAACAACUGCUGAAUCCUGCACAGGUCUUUGAUCUCAUGAAUGGAGGACCUCACCUCGGUUUACGUCUAUUCCAGAAAUUCGACACAUUCCGAAUUCUGGUGUGUGGUGGGGAUGGAAGCGUUGGGUGGGUUCUCUCUGAAAUUGACAGCCUCAGUCUCCACAAGCAGUGUCAAUUAGGAGUGUUACCUCUGGGUACCGGCAAUGACCUUGCUCGUGUGCUGGGCUGGGGAUCUGCUUGUGAUGAUGACACCCAGCUCCCGCAGAUACUGGAAAAGCUUGAAAGGGCCAGUACCAAAAUGCUUGACAGGUGGAGCAUCAUGGUGUACGAAACAAAACUCCCUCGUCAAGCAUCCACUUCAACAGUUGCUGAAGAUUUCAGUGAAGACUCUGAGGUGCAGCAGAUUCUCUUCUAUGAAGAUUCUGUGGCUGCUCAUUUAUCCAAAAUCUUGACAUCUGACCAACAUUCAGUGGUCAUCUCAUCAGCUAAGGUGCUCUGUGAGACUGUGAAAGAUUUUGUGGCUCGGGUAGGGAAGGCUUAUGAGAAAGCAACGGAAAGUUCUGAAGAGUCAGAAGUUAUGGCCAGAAAGUGUUCUGUUUUGAAAGAGAAGCUGGACUCUCUUUUGAAGACACUGAAUGAAGAAUCUCAAGCAUCAACUUCUCUGCCAAACCCACCGCCUACCAUUGCCGAGGAGACAGAAGAUGGUGAGGGUUCUGGCAGUGUUUGUGAUUCCUCUAGUGAACGUUCGGUGGGAUCAUCUUGCACCACCCGUCCUCAGAUAUUCCGGCCACGUGAACAGUUAAUGCUGAGAGCGAACAGUCUGAAAAAAGCCAUUCGUCAGAUUAUAGAGCAUGCAGAAAAAGCUGUAGAUGAACAGAAUGCUCAAACCCAAGAACAAGAGAGCUUUAUCCUGGGCCUCUCCACCUCCGAAGAGGGGAAGGAACUGAGGAAUGAGAAUAAAACCUCCCUGCAAUCUUCACACACUGGCAGCUAUGGAUUUCCAAAAGGGAGGAGCCAUCGGAAAGUGAUCAAGUCUCCUUGUGAAAGAUUAAUAAGUAAAGGAGGUUUAUCAGUGGGAAGCUCUGCCUCUCUCCCUCCCCAGGCAGGAACCCGGGACAAUCUGCCAAUGCUGAAUGCAAAGAUCCUCUUCCCCAAUAUUCGGGCUGGGGCAUCUGGCUCUCUACCUGGAGGAUCUGUUAUCAGCCGGUUGUUGAUCAAUGCAGACCCAUUUAACUCUGAACCUGAAAAUCUUGAUUGUUACAUAGAGAAAUGUGUAAUGAACAACUAUUUUGGAAUUGGAUUGGAUGCAAAAAUCUCUUUGGACUUCAACAACAAGCGUGAUGAGCACCCAGAAAAGUGCAGAAGUCGUACAAAAAACAUGAUGUGGUACGGAGUUCUUGGGACUAAGGAGCUGCUACACAGAACUUAUAAGAACCUGGAACAGAAAGUUUUGCUAGAGUGUGAUGGGCGCCCGAUCCCUUUGCCUAGUCUUCAAGGAAUUGCUGUCCUCAACAUCCCCAGUUAUGCUGGAGGGACCAACUUCUGGGGAGGCACCAAGGAAGACGAUACAUUUACAGCUCCGUCUUUUGAUGACAAGAUUCUCGAAGUGGUAGCAGUGUUUGGUAGUAUGCAAAUGGCUGUCUCCCGUGUAAUUAACCUUCAGCACCAUCGGAUUGCCCAGUGCCGGACAGUGAAGAUAGCAAUCCUGGGAGAUGAGGGAGUUCCUGUGCAAGUUGAUGGGGAGGCCUGGAUCCAACCGCCAGGAUAUAUCUGGAUUGUGCAUAAAAACAGAGCACAGACAUUAACCCGUGAUAGGGCAUUUGAGAACACCCUGAAGUCCUGGGAGGACAAACAAAAAUGUGAGCUUCCCAGACCGCCAUCUUUCUCGCUGCACCCAGAGACGAUAUCUGAAGAAGAGUCCACUCAGAUCAAUCAGUUUUGCCGAGCAGCAGGAGCUCUGAUUCACAGCAUUCGAGAAAUAGCUCAGUCGUACCAGGACAUGGAACAAGAACUUGCUCACGCAGUCAAUGCCAGCUCCAAAUCUAUGGACCAAGUGUAUGCCAAAUCCAAAUCUGCAGAGGGCCUAAACUGCAACCUUGUUGUGGAAAUGAUGAGUAAUGUUAAAGCCUUGCAUAAUGAGACGGAACUGCUCCUGGCUGGCAAAAUGGCCCUGCAGCUGGAUCCUCCACAGAAAGAGCAGCUUCUGGCAGCCCUGACAGAAAUGGACUUUCAUAUGAGGAAGUUAGUCGAUAUUCCUUGGCUGUGGCAGCUCAUGGAGCCCAGUGAUGAAGAGAACCAGAUGUUGGACUAUUCAAAACGCAGCCGGAGUGGCAAAUUUCGUCUAGUUACAAAGUUUAAAAAGGAAAAGAACAACAAGAACAAGGAAACCCGUAGCAGUCUGGGAUUGCCGGUUCACCUCUGGGGAACGGAGGAGGUUGCGGCCUGGCUUGAGCAUCUCAGUCUUUGUGAGUAUAAGGAUAUCUUCAUCCGGCAUGACGUCCGGGGCUCUGAGCUCCUGCAUCUCGAACGGAGAGACCUCAAGGACCUCGGGGUGACCAAAGUGGGCCAUAUGAAGAGGAUAUUACAUGGGAUCAAGGAACUGAGCAGGAAUAUUCCUGUCAGCGAGGCCUGACUUCUGUUUUCAGAGCCUGUAUAUACCAUUCCCACUGAUGUCUGCAAAACUGACUCCUCAAGAAGCGGAUUUUCUCAGAAUUGUUUGAAUGGACCUGCCAAACAUUUGCCAGUGUUCAGAGCUCAUAUCUAACAUCAUGGUGCUACCUUUCUGUCAUGAGGUACAGCACUAUCCAAUCAAGUGGCACUUUGCAUUCCAAAGCCAGUGUUAUUUGCUAUCACCAGCCACCCCUUCCCUAUCUUUACACUGGAAUGGGGACACUCCAUUCAUGCUAGCAUCCUUCCAGCCAAUCUCAAUAAAACAGCCUGUGGAUUAGCAAAUUUUGUGCACAGCUGAAUACCCCAGCUAGGCACAGAAGCCAAUAUUUUAAACUAUCCUAUAUUCUGAGUAUUGUGCCAAAUAUUAAGAGACACAUGCACACAAAACUGUAGAAAUGGUUUAUUGGGGUGGGAAAGGGUGUGUGUAAGAGAAAUACAUGGGGUGGUUUAAAGAAUAAAUUCACCAAAAUUCACACAGUCUUUGUACAAAGCACCAACUUGAUUGACAUUAGGAACCGAUUCUUCUCAGUUAGUGCCCUUUCCAUGGGCCAGAGAGAUAUACAAGUCCAGAGUCUUUUUCUGCCCUCUACAAGUCUAAAACCGUGUCAUCUUCUUGCUCUGUAAUGCUUGUAAAUGCCAAAAGAAUGGGACUACAUCUUCUUGUUCGGGCUUGCACCAAAUGCUUACAACAUCAAGUGCCUACAAAUACUGAAAUAUCCCAGAAGCACAUCCAGGGUGGGAGAAUUUUCGGAUUCCUGUUGACAUUGGGUUUUUCAGUGCAAUGCCUCUGAUUCUAACAAGUUAAAGAAAGUGAAUAGCAUUGGCGUUUCUGGAAACACUUCUGGAAGAUAACCUACUGUUGAAGCUUGGGUCCUUCUGUGCAUAGGUUUAGGCAGGGUAUAAUAUUUAUUUACUUUCAGUGGCCGUUUCCCAAAUUUUAUGAAGCGAGAGCAUCAUUGUUUGAGAUGUAUACCCUUUUUUCUCUGUUUUAAGAGAACCUUGGCCAAAUUCCUUAUUAGUGUAACUUUUCUGAAUUCCUCAAAAUUUGUCCUGGUUGAAAAUUACUCCUUGGCUUUAAGUCUAGUAUUGUUUCCUUCUGAUACUUCUUUUACAACAGAGGAUGAUGUGGUCUUAUUUAUAAAAAACAACAGUUAAAUCUGUAAUAUAAAUUUUUAUGUAUAGAUGGGGGGGGGCGCUCCUUAAACUUGGGCCCAACAUCCCUGGCUCUGUUCCAUUAUCAUUGUGUGCAGGGAUGUUUAGCCUUAAAGGUACAGAUUACUUACGUUAUUAUGGAUUCCCUGCACAUAGUGGAGGAUUGUGAAUUUCAAGACACAUGCUGUUAAACAAGGUUGCUCACCCUCUCCGUGUUCAUUUAUUGGGAUACUAAUAAAGUUCUGUGCAAGACUUGACAAUAGACCACCAUUAAAUAGAAGAUAGUAAAGAUUAUUUCUGCACUUUAUUACUGGUGAUAACCAUAAGGUAGCCUCUCCCAUUUCCUGGUGAACACCUCAGGGAAAAGAAUCACUGUGUAAUAACUUUGGGGAAAGAUAUUUUGGAGGAGGCAUUUCUAUUCCUUUAAUUGUAGAAGUACUAGCAAGGCUUGCUCUUGUGCAUCUCCCGAAAAAUCUCAUGUGGAAUUAUUUUUUCGUGAUUGGUCUUGCCCUAAGAGGGAGUAGACUCCUUCAGCUCAAAUGCAUAGGAGGAAUUUUGCAUGUAUUGUAGUGAGGGGGCAUCAUCAUCAUCUGGUAAUAUCUGCUCUCUGCAGUGAGUUCUGAAUUCUGUAAUGGCCGGUUCUCUCUCUGUGAACACUCUACACAUGUGAUCCUACUUGCAGCACAUUUCAGCAUAUUGCUUUGGAAAGAUCACUUGGCAUCUUGGACCUGACCAUUAGAAAAUGUUCCUUUUUUCUGUUGGCCUAGAAAAUGAGACUUGUGUUUUUGAGUUGAAUGCCUUUGGAUUCAUAACAAAAGCUGAUUUAGGCCUAAAGCACAUCCUAAACAUUUUAUGUGCCACAGUCUCUUUUGUGCACCACGUACAUUGUGAAAAGAUGUCAGCACAACAUUGUAGCAAAGCAGUGAAUGUAUAGCUACCAUGGAGUUGUGUCUAGUAGUGUUAAUGGAAAAUGUCUGCUGCUAAGCAAAAGUCAUUAAAAAUGAUGGUUGAGAAAGGCACACUUAACUGUGCCAUGGCAAGCUAGACGUUGCACCUUGGGGACUUUAGAAUUUCAAGCAUAUCUUUUAUGAUUUUUAUAAAAGAUGGACUUAAUGCAUAAAGUAAACUUAUUUCCUGGACACCAAUUAUUUUACACCUUUGAAAUAUAUUUUGAAUUGGAAGGAGAAUGGUAUUCUCCUUGGGGGAAAAUAACAUAAUUUUGGAUGUCUUGUGCCCUUUUUUGCGUGGCACUACACUGGAAUAUUACCUGCUUGUAUCUUCUGUUGGGUCCAUUGCAUUCACUGGGGAUGUAUUCAAUGUAAGUAAAAGAAGAAAUAUAUCCAAGACAGUGUAAUCCUAAACACCUUUGGAAAAAGUAACAUGGUCUAGUGUUUGUGUGUUUUUAAAUCUGAAGUUGCUGUUUAGUGCCCAAAGUAUCCACCUUCAGUUCAAUGCAGCUAGAAGACACAUACAUGAAUGUGCAGCACAGUCAUAUGCAUGUUUAGUUGGAAGUAUUUUCCAUUGAAUUCAUUGGUGCUUACUCCCAAAUAAGAAUGCCUAGGGUUGCAGCCAAAGUUACUUAUUAUGUUCCAUUCUAGUGGAUAUAUUCAUCUUGUUAGUCUGUGGAUGAUCAAGAAGUAAAAAUGCCACUAGCUCUUGCAUCUCUAAUAGGAAACGUAAAGAAGUAUUGUGCCAGUAUCUUGAAAAGCUCUGACCAUCUAUAUCACACUAAAAUUGUUCAAGUAUUGUUUAAAAAUUAAUAUAGUAUGAGUGAUAAUGGAAAGACUGUUUACACAAAGUUCCUUGUAUCUUAAUGGACGUGUGAUGUAAAAAGAAAAGAAAAGCAAGAAAAUUGUUUUUAUAUGUCAUUUGAUGUCUGUAUUGUUGCCCACCAAUGGCUGUUCCUCAGGGGUGUUGUAACCAUUCUGGUGAUCUGUUAAAAGCAUAGGGAAGCAUUUCAGUCCUGUACAGUCUUGGGAAGAAGGUUUUGUGCCUUAAGAAUGGGACCUGUUAUUUAUUAUUUUAAUUUAUACAGUAAUUACUAGGGAAACACCUCUUGUAUGUACAUAUUUUGCAACUGACUGGUGUAAAUACAUUGUUCUUGUAUAUAAAG
Gekko japonicus is the source of this 6972-nucleotide messenger RNA. It is a transcript of the gene DGKD, whose product is annotated as diacylglycerol kinase delta. The record is from RefSeq and is a predicted model, not a curated record. Bases 1 to 3669 code for a protein of 1222 amino acids. Lineage: Eukaryota; Metazoa; Chordata; Lepidosauria; Squamata; Gekkonidae. The transcript has 30 exons. Gene Ontology annotation, biological process: lipid phosphorylation; intracellular signal transduction; diacylglycerol metabolic process. Gene Ontology annotation, molecular function: protein homodimerization activity; ATP-dependent diacylglycerol kinase activity; protein heterodimerization activity.